GGCCGUGGUGGAGGCCGUGGUGGAGGCCGUGGCGGUUUCGGUGGCGAUCGCGGAGGCCGUGGUGGCUUCGGUGGAGGCCGUGGUGGAGGCCGUGGUGGCUUCGGUGGUGGCCGUGGCGGUUUCGGUGGCGAUCGUGGAGGCCGUGGCGGUGGCCGUGGUGCCCGUGGUGGACGCGGUGGUGCUUCCGGUGGUGCCCGUGGUGGUGCCAAGGUUAUCAUUGAACCUCACAGACACGAGGGUAUCUUUGUUGCCCGUGGCAAGGAAGAUCUUUUGGUCACUAAGAACCUUGUUCCCGGCGAGUCAGUUUAUGGCGAGAAGCGUAUUUCAGUAGAAGGUGCCGAGGGUACCAAGAUCGAGUACCGUGUGUGGAAUCCUUUCAGAUCUAAGAUUGCUGCUGCCGUUCUCGGUGGUAUUGACCAUCUUCACAUUGCCCCAGGAAAGAAGGUCCUUUACCUUGGCGCUGCCUCUGGUACUUCCGUCUCUCACGUUGCUGAUGUCGUUGGUCCUCAAGGUGCUGUCUACGCUGUUGAAUUCUCUCACCGCUCCGGCCGUGAUCUUAUCAACAUGGCUAAGAAGCGUACCAACGUUGUUCCUAUCAUUGAAGAUGCUCGCCACCCCCACAAGUACCGUAUGUUGGUACCCAUGGUCGAUGUCAUCUUUGCUGAUGUUGCUCAGCCCGAUCAGGCCCGUAUUAUCACCUUGAACGCCCAUCACUUCUUGAAGAACGAUGGCCACAUUGUCAUCUCUAUCAAGGCAUCCUGUAUCGACUCUACUGUCGAUGCUGCCACUGUAUUCGCUCGUGAAGUUAAGAAGCUCCAGGAGGAGAGAGUUAAGCCCCAGGAACAGCUUACUCUGGAACCCUAUGAGAGAGACCACGCUGUUGUAGUCGGAAAAUACGUCCGCAACAAGUAAACACUGCCAUCGAAGGGUCAUUAUCUUUUUUUUUACAUUCUCAUCUCUUUAUUGUCGCUCUUUUUUCUCUCUCUUCUAUCAGUUAGACUAUUGUAAAUAUCUUGGGAAUAAAUG
This is a messenger RNA of Phycomyces blakesleeanus NRRL 1555(-), 1026 nucleotides long. RefSeq lists its product as hypothetical. Gene Ontology annotation, cellular component: box C/D methylation guide snoRNP complex; nucleolus; small-subunit processome. Gene Ontology annotation, molecular function: histone H2AQ104 methyltransferase activity; RNA binding; rRNA methyltransferase activity. The record is from RefSeq and is a predicted model, not a curated record. Bases 565 to 912 code for a protein of 115 amino acids. The transcript has 4 exons. Lineage: Eukaryota; Fungi; Mucoromycota; Mucoromycetes; Mucorales; Phycomycetaceae. Gene Ontology annotation, biological process: box C/D sno(s)RNA 3'-end processing; rRNA methylation.